This is a messenger RNA of Parnassius mnemosyne (clouded apollo), 1365 nucleotides long. The record is from the annotation of a GenBank genome assembly. NCBI's taxonomy places the organism in Eukaryota, Metazoa, Arthropoda, Insecta, Lepidoptera, Papilionidae.
AUGAAGAAACAGCCCGACACGCCGCCUAUUCGAACCGUGCAAGACGCGUACAGUUCAAAGAUCGAACUCGCUUACAAUGGAUCAAGAGAGGACUUAGACCCGUAUGUGCCAGCUGAACACAGACCUACGGAAUCGACAACAUCGAGCUUCGGUGCAUUAGCGCAUCUUCUCAAGGCGUCGCUCGGCUCGGGGGUGUUAGCGAUGCCCCUAGCCUUUAAGAACGCUGGCUUACUCGUUGGAGCUAUUGGAACUAUAGUAAUAGGAUUUAUCUGUGGACACGUAGUACAUAUACUAGUUAAAACAUCACAGCAGCUGUGCGUGGAGGUCAAAAAACCAUCCCUGGGAUACGCCGACACCUGCGAUCUAGUUUUUCAAAACGGUCCAAAACCUGUUAGAAAAUUUGCCCCUUUUGCAAGGGAGCUUGCAGACUGGGCCUUGGCAGUAACUCACUUAGGAGCAUGCUGUGUGUAUACCGUUGUUAUUGCAGAAUCCUUUAAACAAGUAUCAGACGUCUAUGGAGGCCCUAAUUGGUCGGUAACAGUCUAUUGUGGAUUGACCCUUGUAGUCUUAAUACCUCUAACACAAAUUACGAAACUAAAGUACUUAGUUCCGUUCUCCGCACUGGCGAACUUUGUUUGGCUUGGAUCCAUUUGUAUAUCGAUCUAUUACUGCUUGCGAGACCCCCCCAAGAUCACCGAAAGAAAUUUGGCCACAUCUAUUACGGGAAUUCCUAACUUCAUCAGUACAAGUCUCUUCGCAAUGGAAGGCAUCGGAGUUGUCAUGCCAAUUGAAAAUGAGAUGAUUAAACCGCAUCAUUUCCUCGGAUGUCCUGGAGUUUUGAACAUUGCAAUGUCCGUAGUUGUCAUGCUUUACGGUUUCGUCGGAUUCUGUGGUUACCUAAAUUUUGGGGAAGAAGUGAGGGGAAGUCUCACAUUGAAUUUGCCGCAAGAUGAAAUAUUAGCACAGAUUGCUAAGAUCUUGGUGGCGUGCGUAAUGAUACUGUCCUUUGCGUUGGUGUAUUACGUCCCAGUGGAUGUCGUAUGGAGGCGGAUACAAGACAAAAUACCAGCUCGAGGUCACCGAUGGUCGAUAGCUGGAGUGAGGUUUAUAGGGACAGUUCUAAUAGUUGGCAUUGCUAGUGCGAUUCCUAGACUUGAGCUCUUCAUGGAACUUGUGGGCGCUAUUUGUUUAUCCAUUAUGGGUCUGCUACUUCCCGCAAUAGUGGAGACAGUUUGGCGUUGGAGUCGUGGCUUAGGACCAUGCAAUUGGAUUCUAUGGAAGAAUUGCUUCAUCAGCAUCUUCUCUGUGAUUGCAAUGAUUUCAGGUGUUGCUUAUUCAAUUAUUUCCAUAUUGGAAAGGCUGUGA